CUGAGUUCCGAGGCGGCCGGAUGCAGGUUGAGACGGCCUCUUUCGGUGCCGUCCGCACUUCCGGGGGCCUCGAGCCUCCCUCUAGUCUUCCCGGUAGGCGGCGCGGGAAGGAGAAGUCCGAGGGGCUCCGCCGGGAGGAUUCCCUCGGCUCCCCAAUGUGAGAAGCAUCCCGAAUCCUCGUCAGGAGAAGGUUGCCCAGAGAGUGGAGCCAGUGGCCGGGUGGGGAACAUGAGGCAGUGUCUCCUCUUCCUGACCAGCUUGGUGCCUUUCGUGCUGGCGCCGCGACCUCUGGAGGCUCCGGGCUCCGACUCCCACCAGCGACUUGAGAAGCUUGAUUCUUUGCUCUCAGACUACGAUAUCCUCUCUUUAUCUAAUAUCCAGCAGCACUCCAUAAGGAAAAGGGAUCUACAGGCCUUGACACACUUAGAAACACUACUAACUUUUUCAGCUUUGAAAAGGCAUUUUAAAUUAUACCUGACAUCAAGUUCUGAACGCUUUUCACAAAACUUCAAAGUUGUGGUGGUGGAUGGUAAAGAUGAAAGCGAGUAUACCGUGAAGUGGCAGGACUUCUUCAGUGGACAUGUGGUUGGUGAGCCUGACUCUAAGGUUCUAGCCCAUAUAGGAGAUGAUGAUGUUACAAUAAGAAUCAAUACAGAUGGGGCAGAAUAUAACAUAGAGCCACUUUGGCGGUUUGUUAAUGAUACUAAAGACAAAAGAGUAUUAGUUUAUAAGUCUGAAGAUAUCAAGAAUGUUUCACGGUUGCAGUCUCCAAAAGUAUGUGGUUAUAUAAAAGCAGACAGUGAAGAGUUACUUCCUGAAGGGCUCAUAGACAGAAAACCACCUGAAGAGUUUGUUCAUCGAGUGAAGAGAAGAGCUGAGCCAAAUCCUAUGAAGAACACGUGUAAAUUACUGGUGGUAGCAGAUCAUCGCUUUUAUAAAUACAUGGGCCGAGGGGAAGAGAGCACCACUACCAAUUAUUUAAUAGAGCUAAUUGACCGAGUUGAUGACAUAUAUCGGAACACUUCGUGGGAUAAUGCAGGAUUUAAAGGUUAUGGAAUACAAAUAGAACAGAUUCGCAUUCUCAAGUCUCCACAAGAGGUAAAACCAGGUGAAAAACACUACAAUAUGGCGAAGAGUUACCCAAAUGAAGAAAAGGACGCUUGGGAUGUGAAGAUGCUCCUAGAGCAAUUCAGCUUUGAUAUAGCUGAAGAAGCAUCUAAAGUCUGCCUGGCGCACCUUUUCACAUACCAAGAUUUUGAUAUGGGAACUCUUGGAUUAGCUUAUGUUGGUUCUCCCAGAGCAAACAGUCAUGGAGGGGUUUGUCCAAAGGCUUAUUAUAGCCCAGUUGGGAGGAAAAAUAUCUAUUUGAAUAGUGGUUUGACCAGCACAAAAAAUUAUGGUAAAACCAUCCUUACAAAGGAAGCUGACCUGGUUACAACUCAUGAAUUGGGACACAAUUUUGGAGCAGAACAUGAUCCUGAUGGGCUCGCAGAAUGUGCCCCAAAUGAGGACCAGGGAGGAAAGUACGUUAUGUAUCCCAUAGCUGUGAGUGGUGAUCAUGAGAACAAUAAGAUGUUUUCAAACUGCAGUAAACAGUCCAUCUAUAAGACCAUUGAAAGCAAGGCCCAGGAGUGUUUCCAAGAACGUAGCAACAAGGUGUGUGGGAACUCCAGGGUGGAUGAAGGAGAAGAGUGUGACCCGGGCAUCAUGUACCUGAACAACGACUCCUGUUGCAACAGUAACUGCACGUUGAAGCCAGGUGUGCAGUGCAGCGAUAGGAACAGUCCUUGCUGUAAAAAUUGUCAGUUUGAGACAGCCCAGAAGAAGUGCCAGGAGGCUAUUAAUGCCACUUGCAAAGGCGUGUCUUACUGCACAGGGAACAGCAGUGAGUGCCCCCCACCAGGAAAUGCCGAAGAUGACACAGUGUGCUUGGAUCUUGGCAAGUGCAAGGAUGGAAAGUGCAUCCCCUUCUGCGAGAGAGAGCAGCAGCUGGAGUCCUGUGCCUGCAAUCAGACGGACAGUUCGUGCAAAGUGUGCUGCAGGGACCUUUCUGGACAGUGUGUACCCUUUGUCGAUGCAGAGCAAAAAACCAUAUUUUUGAGGAAAGGGAAGCCCUGUACAGUAGGAUUUUGUGACAUGAAUGGCAAAUGUGAGAAACAAGUACAGGAUGUAAUUGAGCGAUUUUGGGAUUUCAUUGACCAGCUGAGCAUCAACACUUUUGGAAAAUUUUUGGCAGACAACAUCGUUGGGUCUGUCCUGGUUUUCUCCUUGUUAUUUUGGAUUCCUUUCAGCAUUCUUGUCCACUGUGUGGAUAAGAAGUUAGAUAAGCAGUAUGAAUCUCUCUCUCUGUUUCACCACAGUAAUGUUGAGAUGCUGAGCAGCAUGGAUUCUGCAUCUGUUCGUAUUAUCAAGCCCUUUCCUGCACCCCAGACUCCAGGCCGCCUACAGCCCCUGCAGCCGGCCCCCAUGAUGCCACCAGUGUCUGCAGCUCCAAAACUGGACCACCAGAGGAUGGAUACCAUCCAAGAAGACCCCAGCACAGACUCACAUGUGGAUGAGGACGGCUUUGAGAAGGACCCCUUCCCCAACAGCAGUGCAGCUGCCAAGUCCUUUGAGGACCUCACAGGCCACCCGGUCACCAGAAGUGAAAAGGCCGCCUCUUUUAAGCUGCAGCGUCAGAACCGGGUUGACAGUAAAGAGACAGAAUGCUAAUGGAGGAGCUGUGGCUGAGCCCUCUGACUUAACAUGUGCAGAGUAUUUUUAUAAAGCUGACCUAAAGUCAAAGCAUAUAUUUUGUGACGAUCUUAGAGGAAAUGAGACUUAGUAGAUGCUGGUCAUGUGUUUGAGCUUCCUUGGCAUAAGCCAUCUGGUAUGGCCAGACCCUUCCCCUUGGAAGAGGUGAGGCGAAUCUGGCUGAGGUUUUCAGAUUUGGAGUUUUUCUUUUUAUAAUCUAAAAUAUCCUUCAACCUGUGGUACAAAAGCAGAAAGUAAGGCUGCAUUAAGUUCUGAAUAUUUGUGUUUUCGUAAAUUAACCUUUUUUAUUGAUAACAGCACUGAUUAGGUAGGUGACCUGUUUUUCU
Messenger RNA from Nannospalax galili (Upper Galilee mountains blind mole rat), 3080 nucleotides. It is a transcript of the gene Adam17, whose product is annotated as ADAM metallopeptidase domain 17. Gene Ontology annotation, cellular component: plasma membrane. NCBI's taxonomy places the organism in Eukaryota, Metazoa, Chordata, Mammalia, Rodentia, Spalacidae. Gene Ontology annotation, molecular function: metalloendopeptidase activity. The record is from RefSeq and is a predicted model, not a curated record. The transcript is spliced from 19 exons. Gene Ontology annotation, biological process: membrane protein ectodomain proteolysis; Notch signaling pathway. Bases 229 to 2712 code for a protein of 827 amino acids.